Messenger RNA from Periophthalmus magnuspinnatus, 3409 nucleotides. RefSeq lists its product as uncharacterized. The coding region runs from base 265 to 3129 and encodes 954 amino acids. The record is from RefSeq and is a predicted model, not a curated record. The transcript has 9 exons. Lineage: Eukaryota; Metazoa; Chordata; Actinopteri; Gobiiformes; Gobiidae.
GUGAUUGGUUGAGUCUGGCUUUACGGCACACAUUCAAAACUUGUGUCGUCGCCGUCCUACAUGCUUUGAAACUUUGGCUACAUUUUUAUGGAUAUUCAUAUGUUUUGUUGGCAAGUAAACAACGAUCCAGCGCAAUGUUUUAAGCUGUGAACCACGUGAUCCAGGCGACAGUUUGGAGUGAAAACGCAUGAAGUUUCUAAUAGGAAGACCUGCCUGAAUAAACUAGAAAAUCUAUUUUGUGUGGGACACCAGUAUUAAUACAGCAUGGCCAAUGAGACCACAGAAACAUCUUUUGACAAUCAGAAACAAGAGGAUGAAGACUGUUGUGAGAAUGUCCCCCCUGUAUCGGUUUUGUGUGAAACAGGCCCCGCAACGCCAAAAUCAACUUGUAGUGAAAAGGGGAAGACACGUUUGACUGGUCUACAGACUGGUCUCACUCCCAUUUUAAAGUAUCUCAAUACUGGAAAUAAAUGUAAAGCAAGUAGUGCUUCAAUAUUAUCUUUUGGAGACAAAGAAAACCAUGCCUGUUCUGUGCUAAAUGAAAACCUCCCAGAAAUCACCCUGCUUGAUGUAACGUGUGACUCAACUUUGAAUGCUACAAGAAGUUGUGACAGUGUACCUUGUACUCCAGUUAUUCUUAAAGAGUUUAAGAAACCUCUGCAAGUUUUAGAUGUAAACCUCAACUCAAAACUAUGUCCCACUUCGACCCCUAUUCACUGGCUAUAUGAUGAAAUCCUACCUGAAAUGACACUUUUGGAUGAUACAUGUGAUUCCACUAUGCCCCUGACAAAACAAGACCGGGUACAUUCAGAUAGUGCACCUGGUACUCCAAUUUGCCAAGUAGAGACACCUAAAAAUCCUGUUGAAAAGGUUGUAGAAACUUCAAAGGGAAGCCUCACUCUAACCCCCAAGCCUGAUACAAGUUAUGAUGUGUCUUCAAGGUUGGGGUUUCCUUUUCAGACUUCUGAUGAGUCCUCACCAAAAAAUAGACCUUUGGAAACAUGUGAAAUUAUGUUAUCAGAAACUGCAAAACUAGAAGUAACCCAAUGUUCUCUGGAAAAAACAACUUUCACUGGCAAUUUAACCCAUUCAAUAAGUUCUGGAAGUGGAGUGUCUGAUAGCAUUGUGGAAGAUGUUAAAAAGGUCCAGCUUCAAGUCACCCAGGAUAUUUCUAUGAGCAGUACUUUCGAAAGCAGCAAAUCGUCAUCAGAAAAUAGUACACAAAAGAUGGAAAAGACUCAACAAGCUGCUGAAAGUCAUCCAGUGAACAUUACAUGUGAUUUAAUUACAUCUAAUACGUCAGUUCAGUGUGAAGGAUGGCAAUCUUCAGGUUGUAACUCUAAAAAUGUCACUUCUGAGCUUCAAAUUGAACUUGUCAAAGCCUUACCUAGAGAGGAGCAAAGUUGUAUUUCUGACUACACUGAGAGAAAAAAUCAAAACAAAAAUGUAUCCCUAAACGGCACAUUUACUACUGUUCAGGGCCCAACUGAUGCUGCAACGCAUGACCUACAGAACAGAACACUGGAUCUUCCAACAAAUAGUUGUAGUCCACUCAUGGCAGAAAAUGAAAAUGCUAAUAUGAGCACAAAGCAGGUGAGCCCGGAAUCUUCCCUAAUUUUGAAUGACGAUUGCACAGGUUCAAAAUUGAGCCAAAGUUGUGCAAUGCAAAAUCAGACAUUUGAAAAGGACUCUCUUCACAAAUCUGGUGGAAGUACAAUUUCAGAACAAGCUGGUGUCACAGUUGCAAGUCUUCAGAGCACAUUUGAAAACCAACCAAAUGGGACAAGUACUUACACAGAAAUAACAACGAUGGGUGACAAGCAGCAUGUCACAUCAGAAAAGUCCUCUCCUUCCCCAGUCAAAAAUGUGAACACUACUGAGCCCAAUCCUCCAAAGACGUGUGAAAAUAUACAAGCGACCAUGGAUUCUAAUGGCAAAUUAACUGAGCCUCAACAGAGCACUUUUAAUGUCAACACACCAAUAAAAGAAGACUGUGGUUCUCCGGGAUUCAGUGCUGGCAGUAGGGAAGCAAAGGAACAGCCUCUGUGUGAUUCAAUCAUUCAUCACAACACAUUCACUGAGAGCAACAAAGCUAACACUUUCAGUUUGGAUAGCACAAUUGAUUUUAAAUCUGACCCACUGGUUACAUCAACACCAAUGCCCACCAGUAAGGCAUUCAGUUUUACUGUAGAAAGAGAAGAUGACAAAAUCGCAGUGGCACAGAAGAAGCUGUAUGGAGAACAACACAAUAAGCCACUUUAUCAGGUGACAUCAGAAAUACCUUCAAAUAUUGUGUGCGACCGGAAGACAUUUUUGCCCCAACCUACCACAAAGCAAAAUAUGCUCUCCAAGAAGGUGCCAUCGCUGCUGUCAAAGUUUAAGCCGGGAUCCUUACUUCCAAAACGUCAUAAUUUACCUACUUCUGGCCUGCCAAUGAAAACAAACACUGCUCAAAUCCUUCAGCAGACCACAGAAAUUACAUGCUCUUAUAAUUUGAGAUCCACAACAGCUGCUGCUUUAGCACAAAAGCAGCCUAUCUCUGGCCUGCAAAAACCAGCAGUAACCAGCAUACCUUCGGGCAUCCAUAGAGCAGGACAUGGCUUCAAACCACCGCAGGCAAAAAGCGUCUCUUCAGGCUCUUCAGGCUCUUCAGGCUCUUCAGGCUCUGAUAAACCUGUUCGGGGCACUAACCCUGUGACUAAGACUGCAUUACCAGCCAAGAAACACCCCUUACCGAAAACUGAUGCCUUACCUGCUCCAAAGAAGAAAAAGAUGGAUACUCCUUUGCCAUCCACUAAUGUUGAAGCUUCUACAGCUUCUUCAGACACAGUCAAAGCCAAAAGCCUGAAGCCUCCUUCACACAGCCAGAGAACCUUCCCUGCCAAACCUCCAAAACAUGAUGCUGCAGUAGUGCCAUCUGAUGCUACAACAACUUGUGACCCAACCAGUAGUGUUAGGACUUUGAGACCACCGUCUACCAGUCUCAAGGCCCCCAUUACUAAACCCCCGUGCCAGCGUUGUGCGACCUGCAGUUCACUUCAGGAACAGCUUAAAUUGAAAGAUGAAGAAAUUAAGCAAUUAAAAGAAGAACUUCUAAAAUGGAGCCAAAAAGAAGAUCCAGCAACAUAAACGAUGUGAAUGGAAUCGACUGAAUUUUGUUAAUAUAAUGUGGCAACACUUUUAGCUAAUUUUAUGUGUAACAAAACAUUGUAAAUUUUGAUAAAUAUGUACGUUAUUGGUUAAUAAAAGACCCAUAAAUAAAAUCUUUACAGUAUUGCUAUACAGAUAUUAUCCUUUACCAUUAAAUAAACCAUUGUAUCUAUACAAAGCAACAAAGUCAUCUCUCCUAUAGUCUAUGCACACAUACAUUUAUACAUACAUAAUAUAACAAUAAACACAUAUUUGGCUU